GGGUGACAUCUAUACAGGGCGCAGGCAUAAUCAGCUUGGAUUUUCCGACCGUGGUCAAGGCAGUGUUUAACCUCAAAAAAAAAAAUAAAAAAAUGCUGAGCUUUAAGCAACAUCGAAAAGAAAUCGGGAAAACUGGUGCCACAAAGUUUGGAUCCGCGGCAGUUGCUUGCGUCCUUGUACCGACUGGAAAGUCAUUAAACUCGGCGAGUAAUCUCAGCAUGGACCGCCCUGCUACAGUACAUCACUAUCGGGCCGGUCUGCUACUGAGCGGUGCCGGAGACGCUCUUGGCUACAGGAACCAGCUGUGGGAAUACAACGAGUCCGGCCCGGCCAUCCACCAGGAGCUACAGGAACUGGGAGGUCUAAACAGCAUCACUGUUAAACUGCCUGAUUGGCCGGUUAGUGAUGACACAGUCCUUCAUCUGGCCACUGCUGAAGCUUUAGCUACAGGAAAGGAAGGGGAGGAGCUUCUGCAGGAAGUGGCUUACCGUUAUGUGGAGGGGAUGAAGGACAUGGAGGGGAGGAAACCAGGACCCUCCAGCAUUCUAGGUGUGUCUCAGUUAAAGCCAGGUACUAAAGGGGGAUACAGAAUAUUUUAUAAUCCUGAAGGCACAGGAUGUGGGGCUGCCAUGAGGUCCAUGUGCAUUGGUUUGAGGUAUCCUCAGCCGGAGCAGCUGUCCUUAUUGGUCGCCGUUGCCGUGGAGACGGGGAGAAUGACUCACCCUCAUCCAACCGGAUUCCUUGGUGCUGUGGCUUCAGCGCUGUUUGCAGCCUACGCCAUCCAGCGACGUCCAGUCACAAGCUGGGGGCUGGGCUUAGUGAAAGAAGCCUGUCCAAUAGCGAAGGAGUUUGUGAAGUCUGCAGGAUAUGCUGUCAGUGAAACGGAGAGAGACUGGGGAUACUUCACUGAAAAAUGGGAAUGGUAUUUACAGCUCAGAGGUUUGUCAUCAGGGGAGGGGCCUGUGGUCUGGCCUGAACAGUAUGGGCCUGCUGAACGUGAUGAGAUUUAUAAAAGCUUCAGCCUCUCUGGAUGGGCAGGGCGCAGUGGUCACGAUGCACCAAUGAUAGCUCUGGAUUCCCUUCUGGGGGCGGGCUCAAACUGGGAGGAGCUAAUGAAUCGAGCAGGAUUCCAUGGAGGAGACAGCGACAGCACCGCUGUGAUCGCUUGCUGCUGUUGGGGCCUGCUGUACGGAACAGAAGGGGUUCCGGAGUGUAACUAUAGCAACCUGGAGUACAGGGACCGGCUGGAGAACAGUGCGGAGAAACUGUAUGAGCUGUCGCACUGAAACUGAAAGCGGAAAAUUUAAGCAGCCCUUAACAUCAUGGCCACGCUUAACUCAUUGUGAGAAUGGUGAUGCAUCUCGUACUGAGGAAACCAGCAAGAAGACUCCCUAUGACUUGGUAGAGAAAACUGUAUGUGCAGAAAAAUACACCACAGGCAUUUAAUUGGCAAGUUUCUCUAAACAACAGGUGCUCUUUAUCAUUUAAUCUUUUGACCUCAAAAGAACCAAAAGCAGAAAAGUGUGAAGUAAUAAAAUCUGAUUUGUGGAAGACAAACACUAGUCACUGCCCAGCUCUAAUCUUCACAUGCUAAUGAAGCUCUCAAUUAAGAGUUGAGCAAAUCUGGUGAAAAAAUUCUGUAACUCAUUUGUUUUGAUUUAAAUUUUGUAAUUUACACUUUAAACUGAUUUUUAAAGACUUUAAAAUGUGAAUGACACAGCUAAUGUAAAUGGUUCCUGUAAAUAAACUAAAUUAUGUUGUCAGAACAUUCACUACCACUCCGACUGUUCAGACAGCUCAUAUGAAAUAGUCAUACUGAAAUAGUGUCAUACUAAAAUCUACAGUGCACACUGUGUUGUAGGUUUGGUUUUUAAAUGGGUAUGACUGCCAUUUUUUCCCAAUCACCUAUAAUGAUGAAGUGAAAACAUGGGUUAAUACACUUUUGAAAA
This is a messenger RNA of Electrophorus electricus (electric eel), 1949 nucleotides long. RefSeq names its product ADP-ribosylarginine hydrolase (gene adprh). NCBI's taxonomy places the organism in Eukaryota, Metazoa, Chordata, Actinopteri, Gymnotiformes, Gymnotidae. Gene Ontology annotation, biological process: protein de-ADP-ribosylation. Gene Ontology annotation, molecular function: magnesium ion binding; ADP-ribosylarginine-[protein] hydrolase activity. The record is from RefSeq and is a predicted model, not a curated record.